Molecule: messenger RNA, 1170 nt
Organism: Eublepharis macularius
Lineage: Eukaryota; Metazoa; Chordata; Lepidosauria; Squamata; Eublepharidae
Gene: LRRC10B
Product: leucine rich repeat containing 10B
Exons: 1
Coding region: 1-888 (295 amino acids)
Molecular function (GO): protein binding
Source: RefSeq, a predicted model, not a curated record
AUGAGGAUGGGCAGUGGCGGGUCCUCAGGCCGGGAGGAGCGGCUGCCAUCUGUUUGCGAAGAGCAGCUGAGCGGUGGGGACCAGAUGCUGGAGCUGACCGGACGUCACUUGAAGCACCUACCAGGGCCAGUGUGUGCCCUGAGCAGCCUCCAGAAGCUCUACAUCAGUGGCACAGGGAUAAAGGAGCUGCCUGAAGAGAUCGAGGGGCUCCAGGAGCUGCGCAUCCUGGCCCUUGACUUCAACAAACUGGAGGAGGUGCCCGAGGCACUGUGCCGACUGCCUCACCUCACCCGCCUUUACCUGGGCAGCAAUCGCCUCUUUGGCCUCCCUGCAGAGUUCUCUCAGCUCCAGACUCUUCGCUGCUUGUGGAUUGAGAGCAACUACCUGUACCAUUUCCCCCGGGCUCUACUCCAGAUGCCUUGGCUGCAGUCUCUGCAGAUGGGUGACAACCGGCUCAAAACGCUGCCCAACAGCCUACCACGCAUGAGGGGACUGCGAGGGCUCUGGCUCUAUGGGAACCGAUUUGAAGAGUUCCCGAAGCCUUUGCUCCGCAUGACCCAGCUUCAUAUCCUUGACCUUGACCGCAACAAACUUACUGAAUUCCCAGAUUUGACUCACCUGCAAAGGCUUCGAGUCUUUUCCUAUGACCACAACCCAGUGGAAGCACCACCCAGUGUGGCUGACACAGUUAUGGUGGUGGGGGAGGGGGCCCAGGAAUUUCUGGAGGCUAGGGAGGAACGUCUCCAGAAACUUCGGGAGCAGGAAGAAGAAGAACAGGAGGAAAAUGAGUCUGAAGCUCUGCAGGCCAAUAUGAAAAAUGACUCUUCUGUGUUGGAUGAUGGUGAGGGCAGCUACUCUGCCCUGGAAUGCUCUCCAGAAGAGACAUGAAGUGGAUAUGAUAAUGACAUAGUUGCUGCUCAAAAAAUCACGGGGAUAUUGGUUGGCUGUUGAAUCUAUUUCUGUCUCAUUGGCAGUUGGGAACUGGGCAUGUACUGUAGUUGGUCUAAGGAACCAUUGUCUGAGAGGCAGGAUCAUGGGCAACAGUCCAUGAUGGCAGUUGCCAACCUUUUGUAAAGGACACAGGACAGUUACUCAUCUGAAGUUUGCUGUCUCUUUUCUGGAACCAGACUGUUGGGCAGUCCCAACAAGGAGGCUUGCUAUAGAUCAGUA